AUGCCGCUGUCUUGCGAGGCGAUGACGCCAGAACAGCGCCAGUGGUAUGAGCAAGUCAAGAAUGCGAGUGGUGAGCUCCUUUUAAGUUGGUGCAAAAUUGGUGAUGUUGAAGCGCAAGCAAUUGCUGAAGCACUCGAGGUGAACACGACGCUCAUCAAGCUCAAUCUGCUCUCCGGUCAGAUUGGUGAUGCUGGAGCAAAGGCAAUUGCUGAAGCACUCAAGGUGAACACAACGCUCACCCAGCUUCACCUUUCAACAAUCCAACUGUUCAACAAUCAAAUUGGUGAUGUUGGAGCGCAGGCACUCGCUGAAGCACUCGAGGUGAACACGACGCUCACCCAGCUUGAUCUUCACGGCAAUCAGAUUGGCGAGGUCGGAGCGCAAGCAAUUGCUGAAGCACUCGAGGUGAACACAACGCUCACCAAGCUCAUUUUGAGCGACAACCAGGUUGGCGACGCUGGGGCUCUUUCCAUCUCGAAAGCACUCCAAAAGAAUACGAUCUUGCAAAAUCUCAGUCUGGCAUCGAAUCAGAUCGGAGACGCUGGGGCUCUUUCCAUCUCAGAAGCACUUCAGAAGAAUACGACCUUGCAAAUUCUCAAUCUGUGGCUUAAUCAGAUCGGAGACGCUGGGGCUCUUUCCCUCUCAGAAGCACUUCAGAAGAAUACGACCUUGCAAAACCUCAAUCUGUGGCUUAAUCAGAUCGGAAACGCUGGGGCUCUUUCCAUCUCGGAAGCACUCCAAAAGAAUACGACCUUGCAAAAUCUCAAUCUGGAGUUCAAUCAGAUCGGUUAUGUGGAGGAAACGGUUCUCCGCCACAUCGUUCUUGGAGAUCCUUCAGUCGGCAAGACCUCGCUUGUUCGGGGAAUCGCCGACGGUUAUGUUCGACAGGCGUUCUCCAAUAUGUUCAGCAUUGCCAAUUCCACCGAUGGUAUUGAUAUUUCGACAGUCAUUCUGCGUGCAAAACACGAAUCCAUGAUUUUGAUCGUUUGGGAUUUCGCUGGUCAAGAAGUCUAUCUGGUUUCGCACCAGUUCUUUCUUCGUGAACGAACAGUCUACUUGGUCUUGUUUGACGUGCGUGAAGACUUAUCACUCAAUUCGCGCCUUGCCUUUUGGCUACGCAGCUUGCACGCUUGCGUUCCAAACGCCGAUAUCAUUCUCGUUGGAACUCACAUUGAUGAUCCGUCAUACACUUCGGAGCGGCAGCAAGAGCAACACCACAAUCUUGCUAAUUUGCUCAGCACCUUGCAAGAAUCAAGUGUUUCGUUUAACGUGCGUUCGACCGUCUACAUUAACGCGCGGAACUCUACGGGGGCCCCGAGCAUGCCGGAACUCAAGACUGCAUUGUUUCAAGCGGGACAAGACAUGCCAUUCUACGAUCGGCCAUUGGAUGGCCGAUACAUUCAGUUCAGAGACUCGCUCCGAAAGCGAGCUGAUCGGUUGACCGCCCAGAAACAACCACCCCUCUGUCGAUGGCAUGAAAUUGUCGAGCUUGGCCAGUCGCAGAGUCUCAGCGGGCGAGCAAUCGAUGCAUUCAUGCAGCUCUUGCGUUUUCAAGGCUGGGUCGUUUUCCAUCGUCUCGCCAAUUCAGCGACCCCAGACACGUCCAAUGUUCCCGCGUUGCAACCUGCCACUCUCCUCGCUUCGUUGGACGAUAUAGUCAUCUUGAACCCUCAAUGGUUCACGAAAACAGUCCUGACUGGAGUGAUUACCCAGAAACCUCAAGAUCGAUGGGUCAAGGAUGGCAUUGUGACUCGUGCAAAUCUGCAUCAAAACGCUUGGAAGGGCAUCGAUUCUGCGAUUUGUGAUCAGUUUGUGCUGCUCCUUCAGCGAUACGAGCUCUUGUACAAGAUGAGCGAUGGCGAUCAGCCUGGAACCGAUUCUGGCACUCGCUAUGUCAUCCCUUCGUACCUGCCAGCUUACGAGUUUGACCCUAGUAGAUGGUCUCUGAAGCCUGCAGCGGGCGAGCCGCAUGAAGUUGCUAUUGUGAUGGAGACCAAGUUUUUGCUGGAGGGAUUUUUCUCGAGGCUGCUUGUGCGCUUUCACGAGCGGAAAUUCAAUUUGAUGGCGUGGAAAGAUGCUGUUCUGGUCAAUUACGGCGGUCCUCGAGCACUACUCCGUGUUCAUCGCAACGCUUCCAAUGUGCGCCUCGAGUUUACCGUGCGAGGGCAACAUCCAGAGGAGCUGCUGCCAACCCUGAUUGAGAUACUGGACAAGCUCAGCUCGGAUUGGUAUCCUGGAAUCUCGUGGGAAACCUACCUGCGCUGUCCCAUGCAGGUGCCUCAUGACAAACCGUGCAGGUGGCUGCUCCGACCUCAAGUUCGAGACGCGGUGAUUGACAAGAUGAAAAACUUAUCUUGUUCGCACACGCUCGCCACUUUCCGCCAGGAGGAAUGGCUUCCUGUUCUCAGCUCGCUUUUGCAGCGUCGCUUGAACGCAGUUUCGCAACCCACACCGGAGGAUAUCGAAGCGCUACGGCAACUCGAGCCGCAACCGGCACCGGCGAGCGAGAUCCAAACAGCAGCGACGGAAGCUGCAUCACUUGUCGCAGCACAACUGAUUGCAUCUGGAAAGCAAGCAUUGCAGGAAGUUGGUGCGGCGGCCAUCCAUUCUGUUCGCGAAGUCGAGAAGCAAGUGACUUCCUCUGGAGUGCAGCAGCUUCAAAAAAUUGCCGGCCAGUCAUCGCAGGACUUGCAGCGUUUCAAUAAGGCUUUGGAUGGCAUCAUUGGAUCGAUUCCAAAUGCGGUCAAAACUGAUCCUGUCGAGUUUGAUCGGCUGAUCCAGUCUACAGUUUUGAAGCGCAUCGAUGAGCUUGCCAAAGCUUUGGAUUCGAGAUUUGACGCAGCAGAAUCUUUGCAAAAGGAGCAGAAAGAUGAAAUCGCUCGUUUUUUCACGAGUCAAGUCCAAAUGCAGCUGGACUUGCUGGACAAACCAUGCCCCUUGUUGUUUGUCGUGGUACCUCCGACCAAGAAGUGGCAUUCCAAACUCACGGAUCUUUACAAGUCAAGCCACACUGCGCACCUGCUAUGCGCUCACAUGGGUACCAACAACCAGCCCGAGUGGCAUCGUAUCGACAGUCAUCCCGGCUACGAAAUUGCCAAGUUUUCAAAGUGGCUGAAAAAGUAUGGUUCCCGUGUUCGAAGCCUGCUUGAGUUUGUGCGUCCGUUCUUGAAGGUAGCCAGUUUGGCUCCUGGUGGACCAGAUGUAACGGAUGCGGUUGAUUCAGCCAUUACUGCUUUGGAAGACCCGCUCGAGGCUCUGCCCUACUUGCAAAGAUUGCUCGACCACGCCGAUCAGAAAAAGGGUUCCAGCGCGAAGGGAAAGCAACCAGCGCCUGCAUCUGCUGCUUCCUCGGAAGUCACACACUCGUCCCAAGAGGCAGCAAGGGAAUGGGCUGCUUUCCUAUCCAAGAAAGACGAGUACAAGUCCUUUGCCGGUUUGGAGCGAGCUGUUGUGCUCAGCACUGGUGAGGUUCGUUGGGUCUGUCCGACGCACGCGCGAGAGUCCAUCUAUGGCACCAGCUCCAUUUCGAGCAGCUCGUCCGCCGGCUCCUCUAGCAAUGCGCCAAGCAGCUCUUCCAGUGGCAACGUUGCUAGCAGCUCCUCCAGUGGCAAUGCUACAAGCAGUUCCUCCGCGCCAUCCACUUCAACACCGUGAUGCAGG
This is a messenger RNA of Capsaspora owczarzaki ATCC 30864, 3660 nucleotides long. RefSeq lists its product as hypothetical. The transcript is spliced from 11 exons. The record is from RefSeq and is a predicted model, not a curated record. Lineage: Eukaryota; Filasterea; Ministeriida; Capsasporidae. Gene Ontology annotation, cellular component: perinuclear region of cytoplasm; nucleus; cytosol. Gene Ontology annotation, biological process: activation of GTPase activity; nucleocytoplasmic transport. Gene Ontology annotation, molecular function: GTPase activator activity; small GTPase binding. Bases 1 to 3654 code for a protein of 1217 amino acids.